Molecule: messenger RNA, 4388 nt
Organism: Xenopus laevis (African clawed frog)
Lineage: Eukaryota; Metazoa; Chordata; Amphibia; Anura; Pipidae
Gene: bbs9.L
Product: Bardet-Biedl syndrome 9 L homeolog
Exons: 22
Coding region: 634-3183 (849 amino acids)
Biological process (GO): cilium assembly
Cellular component (GO): membrane; centriolar satellite; ciliary membrane
Source: RefSeq, a predicted model, not a curated record
AGGGAAAACCUAAAAUCAGGGAAAUGUAUUAAAGACCCUUGAAUGUGAAGUAUACAAAGGAAUUAAGGUCAGAAGUCAUAAUUUUAUCUAAAACACAUGUAGUGCUCCCCUUCUGCUCCAGCAAUGCUCGCCACUUCUGCUGCUUCUCAGUCUUCUGCUCCUUCACACUACAGCUGCAUAAAAGCCCCCUCCUGCACCUCCACUGCAACGCACAGAUUUCUUCCUUCCCUGCUCACAGUUUACCAUUUUUGCAUGGAGGGUCACCUUUCCGUUGCCUUUCUUCUCCACUAGGUCUCCUCACUUUUGCCUGGAGAGUCAUAUUUCCCUCCCUCUGACUGCUGCUGCUGUACGCAGGCUUUCUCUUCCUGCUUCACUGAUCGGCUGGAUAUGGAAGUUUCAACAGGUCUAGGAUUAGCCUGUUGAGACUACCACUCCCAUAGUGCCGUGCGUCAGCCGUCGUUUGGUUGUACUUGUUACCUUGGCAACCUAGCCAAGAUGGCGACGGCUUUGGGUGCCCAGUAUUCUGAACGAGGGUAAGUAGUGGAAGACGGUAGCUGGCCUGCAGUGUGAAGCUACACCUAGUGACAUCAGAAGCUGUUAGCCAGAGGGCAAGAGGCACUGAGGUUUUCAGAAAUGUCACUAUUCAAAGCCCGAGACUGGUGGUCAGCCUCACUAGGAGAGAAAGAAGAGUUUGAUCAAGGUUGUUUGUGUGUUGCUGAUGUUGAUAACAGCGGAACUGCUCAUGAUAAAAUAAUAGUGGGUAGUUUCAGUGGCUACCUCCGCAUAUUCUCUCCUCAUCCAUUAAAACCUGGAGAUGGGAUGCAAGCUGAAGAUUUGCUGCUUGAAGUACAGCUGCGAGAUCCAGUGCUUCAAGUGGAAGUAGGGAAAUUUGUGUCUGGAACAGAAAUUCUCCAUCUUGCUGUAUUGCAUCCCAGAAAACUUUGUGUUUAUUCUGUGUCAGGCACACUGGGGAAUGUAGAACAUGGAAAUCAGUAUCAGAUGAAACUGAUGUAUGAACACAAUCUUCAGAGAACAGCAUGCAGCAUGACUCACGGGCCCUUUGGAGGAGUAAAAGGGCGAGAUUUGAUUUGUAUCCAGUCAAUGGAUGGGAUGCUCAUGUUUUUUGAACAGGAAAGCUAUGCAUUUGGUCGAUACCUUCCAGGAUUCCUUUUACCAGGCCCCCUGAGUUACAGUCCCAAAACAGACUCCUUUGUUACUGUUUCUUCCAGUCGGCAGGUUGAAAGCUACAAAUACCAGGUUCUUGCUGUUGCAACGGAUGCUGAUUCCCGGAAGGAAAAUGAACAGCAGAAAAUGGGUGCUGGAAAGAAAGUGGUGGCAGACUGGAUUCUGAACAUUGGGGAACAGGCUUUGGAUAUAAGCAUUGUAUCCUUUAAUCAAACGUCUUUCUCUAUAUUUGUCCUUGGAGAACGAAAUUUCUUCUGCCUCAAAGAGAGUGGGCAAAUACGUUUCAUGAAAAAACUUGACUACAGUCCAAGCUGCUUCCAUCCUUAUAGUUCAGUGAAUGAUGGAACCAUAAAUACAUUGGUUGGAAACCAUAAUAACAUGUUGCUUGUGUACCAGGAUGUGACACUUAAGUGGGCAGCACAGCUUUCUCAAACCCCAGUUGCUGUAAAGGUUGCCAAUUUCCAGGACCUUAAAGGUGUCAUAGUUACCCUCAGUGAAAGUGGGCAACUACAGUGCUCUUACUUAGGCACAGACCCUUCUCUCUUCCAAGUGCCUAAAGUAGAAUCAAGGGAUAUAAACUAUGAAGAUCUUGAUGUGGAAAUGAAAGAACUUCAAAGAAUUAUCAAGGAAGCUACAAAAACCCAAGAUAUCUUGCCAAAGAUGGAAAAAGAUGAUGAUUUAACUUUGGUGGCAACUGUGUUGCCAGACCUUGAUUCUGUAUCUCAAGCAGUUGACGGUGAAGUGGAGUCAGAAGUGAUCCCAUCUGUAUCAGUAAAGUUGUGUGUUCGAAGUAGACUGACUCUUCAAAAGGCAGUGUUGCUAAUAAGUACUCCACCCCCAUUAGCACUUACUCAAGAUCAGUUCAUAUUUGACUCUUUAGAGCCUGGAGUUUCUAAAACAGCAAGUGCUUCUGUGUUCCUGAAGGGGAAUUAUCCUCCAGCAGAUCUUGAAGGAAGUGCGGUAGUUUCUUACAGUAAACCUACAGAACUGAACCCAGAAGGUGUGCCACGAAUUGUACAGUGUAAAUUUCGUCUACCACUAAAGCUUGUUUGCUUCCCAGUACAGCCUUCAAAAGUAGCAAAUCACAAGCUGACAAUAGAUACAAACAAACCUCCUGUGAAUCUAAUUAACUUGUUUCCAGAAUUUAUAGAUCAAGUGGAAGAGGACCAAGUCAGUGUUGUAGGAUUCCAGCUGCUUGCAGGUCAAAAAGUGACACUUCUUGCUUCUAAGACAUCACAGAGAUAUAGGAUACAAAGUGAACAGUUUGAAGACCUCUGGCUUAUCACCAGAGAGUUUAUUCUGCGUUUUCAAGAUUAUUUUUUGAAGCAAGGAAUUAAAGAUUUUACAUGUUCAUUUUCUGGACCGGUACCAUUGCAAGAAUAUUUUGAGCUAAUUGACCAGCACUUUGAGCUCCGAUUGAAUGGGGAAAAGUAUGAAGCACUAUUGUCUGAACGUGCUGUGCAGUUCCGAGCUAUCCAAAGGCUUCUUCUAACAAGAUUCAAAGAUAAAACACCAACUCCUUUACAAAACCUUGACACAUUACUGGACGGUACAUACCGACAGGUAAUUGGUAUAGCAGAUGCUGCAGAAGAGCUACAGCGCAACUUGUUUCGAGCAUUUACAAGGCUAAAGAGUGCUACACAACUGGUAAUCCUGCUAAUUGGAUUAUGGCAGAAGCUUAAUAAAGAACAGAUAGCCAUUUUGGAAGGAACAUUUUUGCCUUUACUUAAGGAUGGCCAAGAACUGGGCUGGGAGGAGUCUGUGGAUGCUGCUUUAUCACAUCUUUUGAGAACAUGCCUGUCUAAAAGUUCUAAAGAGCAGGCCCUGAACCUUACCAGCCAUCUAAGCAUACCCAAAGAUACUUCCAGACUGAAGAAACACAUCACUUUACUCUGUGAAAGAAUGUCCAAAGGGGGCAGGUUGUCUCUAAGCGCUGACUCUGGAUCUCAGCAAGCUGCUGAGAUGCAAGGCACACCCAUUAAUCCUUCUGUUUCCUGAGCAAGGAUGCUGCAUUUUUAUGCAGUUGCAUAUGAAAAUGUGAUAUUUAUGCAGCUACGUGCAAUAAAAGUGAAUUACUCACACACUGCACUUAAAUUGUGAAGAGAAAACGUGGAAUUGAAGACCUUGAACGCAGGGGAAACAAUUGUCCAGGAAGUGGUAAUUCUAUGGGGACAACUAUGCAGGAUCUGUCAGGGAUGUGUAUUUCUUUUUUGGCAAUGCUUUAUGGAAGAUCCUAAUUAAGAAGAUCAUUUUAUAUCUAAAUUGAUAACAUGUGUAGAGAUAAGAUCAUUAGUUUAUGUUUCUCAGUUAGCCAAAAUCAUUUUUGCUGUCAUAUUGCCCACAGCAAAUGCAUCUAUUUAUGUUUAUUUAUGUUUGGAAGUGUAUGAGCUGCUUUUGACAGAAAAGCAAGCGCAUUAAGUAACUGUUUACAUAUGGCAGUUUGUGUUUAUUCUAUGUCUGUCAAUUAGGAUGGUAUCUGUAUGGAGCAUUAGCAGAUGGCUACUUAAUGUGUCUCCUAAUGCUCAAUAAUAUAGUUCCUCAGGUCUUAUCUUUCUUUUGGCAAUGAACCAGCUUGUACUAUCAGUCUCAAUUUUAAGUCAUACGCAUUACAAGAAAAAAAUAGAUUAUCACUUGCCCUCUGUUAUAGGAUAUGCUGCAGUGACAUCUGGGAGGAAUUUGUUACUUUUACAUUUAGCACAAUCUGAUCUGCACUUAUAGAGAAAAUGGACAAGGGACAAUGGAAACAGGAUUCAAAGAGUGAAUAUGCGGGGUCCAUUCUUGUCAUUACUCAGUAAUUAUUGUGAGUUCUGCUGACAUACAUAGACUUAACCACGCAUUCUUGUCAUAGAAAACCAUAAAAAGCAAUUAAGCUAUUAGGCUAUUAAAAAGAAACUUCUUAGGAUAAGGAGGAUGUUGUUUCGAAUAAUUUAUCUUAGUUAUGUUUUUUUAAGCAGCGUACACAUCUUUCUAGAAAAAUUACAUUUUGCCUGCAGUUUUACUUGGUCUUCAAAAAGAUUAUAUAUUAUUAUAUAAAUUGUCAUCAAAAAACACCAGUGCUUGGGCAAUACUUAGCAUGUACCAGAUUGUGUGAUUUCUUUCACAUUUUUAAUUACUGUCUGUAUUUUACAAUGCAAAUAUAAGUUGUUUUUUUUUUUUUUACAUUAUUUAAUUUAGAUGUAAUAUAAUAAAUAUUUGUUACAUUA